AUGACCGUUUUUAUUGCAUCAUUAUUCCUUCCCUACACAAUUCACUUUGAAGUGGAGAGAUCGAAAAUCCCAAAGCUUGCAGGUGAUGAGAUGAUUGAACCAAUUGGCCCAAUAAAUACAAACUAUUCGUCAUCUUCCGAGGGAAAGAUCGCUACUACUGAUAAUGGGAUCCGUCGAUUUCAAGGAACGAAGGUGAAGGACACUGACAAUUCCGCAGGCUCGGAAGAAUCGACCGUUUCAAUAUUGAAGACUCUUGCUAAUAGUAAUCCGGCCACAAAGUCGUCUGAAGAUUUGGAAUGUGGAUCUGUGUCAAGCACUGAUACAGAUAUGGAGUCGGAAAUCAAAGAAAGACAGCAGCGGCAGAGAUCACAACUGGGAGCAAUUUCAAAUGCAUCAGGUGUGGUGUCCGUGCAGGAUUUUUUCUUUAACAAUCCUAAUAGUUCAAGGCUAUCAUUAAGCUCUGCAUCAUUAAACGAUUCUCGAUUGUGCUCUUCAACAGAUUACUUGGGAUCCAGUGUUCCCGAGCCAUUCUAUACAAACGAGCCAUUGUCUUUGCAGGGCAACUUAUCCACAAAUAAAAAAGUCUACGUGAGGCCUAGGCCGUUUACUUUUCAUAACUCAUCAAUGGGUGACUUGACAUUACGUCCCGGCGUGGAUCGACACAGACCGACUCGAAGUUUUGUGGGAAGCUUGGGGAAAACUUUGUUAUCAAGAAAAUUUACAAAAUCCAGUCUAUCGUCACAGAAGUCUCCAUUUGAUAGUAAAAAGGGUUUUGAAGGAGAUGGAGAUACAGCAGAGCUAACAAUUGAUCCGCAAACUUCUCCGGAUUCUGGUAGUUCGGUAGAACAAUGCAAAAUAUCAGACCAUACACAAUCUCUGAAGCCGGCAUCAGGGGAUAAAGCUGAUAAGGAACUUGAUGCAUACUUUGCUGAUAAGACGGAUAGUGGGCAUGUGAUACCAUUCGGUGGAUUUGCAAAGGAUUAUGGAUCGAUACUCGAAGAUAAAAACAAUGUAUUUGCUACUGCUCCUUGGAAAGUUGUUACAUACGAGCAUGGAAAUGGCGGACUUCGCAAUGCCGUGAGAUUGGCCGAGAGUAAAAAUAAACUUCGGGAAGUAAAAUGGAUUGGUACACCUGGCAUGCCAUGCGACUUGGUACCAAAAUGUACAAGAAAAGCAAUUUAUAAAACAUUGAAGGAGGAUUAUGAUUCAGAAACUUUAUUUAUAGAGGACAAUGUUUUUGAAGGUCACUAUGACAGAUAUUGCAAGCAAAUAUUGUGGCCGAUGCUUCAGUACCAGUUACCAGAGGAGCUAAAGGCAAAUUCAUUUAUUAAUUAUUCAUGGGAAGACUAUGUUUAUGUUAAUCGUCAAUUUGCCGACAGAAUUUCAAAUCUUUAUAAAAAGGGAGACGUAAUCUGGAUUCAUGACUAUCAUUUGAUGCUUGUUCCGGGAAUGCUUCGUAAAUCUUUGCCUAAUGCUGAGAUUGGCUUCUUUCUGCAUGUAUCAUUUCCAUCCAGUGAGGUAUUCAGAUGUCUCGCUCAACGUGAAAAGAUAUUAAAGGGCAUGCUUGGUGCAGAUUGUAUUGGCAUGCAAACAGAUGAAUACGUAGCUCAUUUUCUUCAAAGCUGUAAUAGACUUCUUUUGGCUGAUUUCGAUGAGCAUGGCGUUCGUUAUGAUAAUCGAACAAUAAGUGUUACUCAUAAUCCAAUUGGAAUUGAUGCACAUGCGUUACGAAAAGUUCUUAAUGGUGAGGUGGUGAGAAAUUGGAGAAGUUUGGUGAGGGAAAGAUGGCCAGACAAGACAUUAAUUGUAUCCCGUGAUAAAAUAGAUAAAAUACGUGGUGUGAAGGAAAAGCUUUUGGCUUAUGAAAGGUUUCUUACAGAAAAUCCAGAGUACAUAGAGACGACACUACUCAUUCUAAUAUGCAUACCUGGAAGAGCCUCUGCUGAUGAGAGAAUGGAAAAUGAAAUUCUUACUAUUGUUGAACGAAUUAAUUCUUGUGCUCCUAAUAUUGCGAGUGAAAGACCAGUUGUGGUUUUGAAUCAGGAUAUUCAAUUUGAGCAGUAUUUAGCGUUGCUAAGUGAAGCCGGCCUUUUUAUUGUUUCUACCCUCCGAGAAGGAAUGAAUUUGACAUGCCAUGAAUUCGUUGAAGCCUCAUAUGGGGAUCACUCACCAUUGAUAUUGAGUGAAUUUGUCGGAUCUGCAACUGUUUUAUCUGGAGGGGCAUUAAUUACAAAUCCUUACAAUAUAAAGCAAGUGUCCAACGCUAUCAGAACAUGUAUGCAAAUGAGUCCUGACGAAAGAGAACGGAGAUGGAAAGCAAUGCAUGCGGCAGUGUUAAGGCAUGAUUCACUUCAUUGGACAAGUGAAUGUAUGCAGAAUAUUGGGCAAGGGCACAAGCUAAAUACAAGUCAGCAAUCCAGCGAUGUGAAGCAGUUGAUGUGGUCUCAUAUUAAUGAUGCCAUUGUGAAAAGUGCAAAAGCUAACAAAUCAAGCACGCUUCAUUCUCGAAUAUUUUUCAUUAACUUUAAUGAGUUGAUUUCAAAUUUAAAGAUUCAGGGAACUUCUAUUAAUCCAAUUCAACAGAGAUUCAUGGAUAACAUCUUGAACAAUCUUGCGGCAGAUAAAACAAAUGCGAUUUAUUUACUUGGAUCGUCUACAAGAUCUGAUAUGUGGAUGAGAUGUCGCAGUUUAAUUGAUAUUGGCCUUAUAGCUGAGAGUGGUGCCUAUGUGAAACUCACUGAUAAAUCUGAGUUCACACCCUUGAUAUCAAAUAAAAUGCUCUCCUGGGUUAGUGCUGUGGAGCAGACAAUGAAAUCAUGGAGUGAACGUAUUCCCGGAACAUAUGUUGAAAAGGAAACCUGUGUCGUAAAACUGCACACGGAAGGUAGUCAUGAUAUUGAUAAAGAGCAUAAAGAAAAGUUGAUCGGAGAGUUAAUGACACAUAUAAAUGAGCUUUAUGGACAUGACUAUAAUGUCCAUGCCAAAAUUGUUGAUCAGAUCAUUAUAGUAAGACAGAUGGAUUCUAUUACGAAAGCUUUGGACUACAUCAUAAAACAAGGAACACAGAUUGGUGGAAUAAAUAACAUUUCGUUUAUUAUGGUUGCAGGGGGUACCAGUCCUGAUGACGAAGAGCUUUACAGCUAUUUUAAUAGCACUCGAAAUAAGUUUAAUGGUAAUGUUUUAAAUGUCGAAGUUGGUGUUUCGAAAAAAAGCACGAGCGCAGAUUUUAAAUUGCAGGGUGUCAACCAUUUACUGAUAGCAUUAUCACAAAUUUCUUGA
Molecule: messenger RNA, 3279 nt
Organism: Brettanomyces bruxellensis
Lineage: Eukaryota; Fungi; Ascomycota; Pichiomycetes; Pichiales; Pichiaceae
Exons: 2
Coding region: 1-3279 (1092 amino acids)
Biological process (GO): trehalose biosynthetic process
Cellular component (GO): alpha,alpha-trehalose-phosphate synthase complex (UDP-forming); cytosol
Molecular function (GO): catalytic activity
Source: RefSeq, a predicted model, not a curated record